Molecule: messenger RNA, 4998 nt
Organism: Pan troglodytes (chimpanzee)
Lineage: Eukaryota; Metazoa; Chordata; Mammalia; Primates; Hominidae
Gene: RAD51B
Product: RAD51 paralog B
Exons: 11
Coding region: 107-1210 (367 amino acids)
Biological process (GO): double-strand break repair via homologous recombination
Cellular component (GO): replication fork; Rad51B-Rad51C-Rad51D-XRCC2 complex
Molecular function (GO): ATP binding; single-stranded DNA binding; ATP-dependent DNA damage sensor activity
Source: RefSeq, a predicted model, not a curated record
AAAAUGACGACUCAAUCAGUGCUUCGGUUGUUGCUUUGCGGCGUUUUCCGCGGGGAAACUGUGUGAAGGGUGGGGAAACUUGAAAGUUGGAUGCUGCAGACCCGGCAUGGGUAGCAAGAAACUAAAACGAGUGGGUUUAUCACAAGAGCUGUGUGACCGUCUGAGUAGACAUCAGAUCCUUACCUGUCAGGACUUUUUAUGUCUUUCCCCACUGGAGCUUAUGAAGGUGACUGGUCUGAGUUAUCGAGGUGUCCAUGAACUUCUAUGUAUGGUCAGCAGGGCCUGUGCCCCAAAGAUGCAAACGGCUUAUGGGAUAAAAGCACAAAGGUCUGCUGAUUUCUCACCAGCAUUCUUAUCUACUACCCUUUCUGCUUUGGACGAAGCCCUGCAUGGUGGUGUGGCUUGUGGAUCCCUCACAGAGAUUACAGGUCCACCAGGUUGUGGAAAAACUCAGUUUUGUAUAAUGAUGAGCAUUUUGGCUACAUUACCCACCAACAUGGGAGGAUUAGAAGGAGCUGUGGUGUACAUUGACACAGAGUCUGCAUUUAGUGCUGAAAGACUGGUUGAAAUAGCAGAAUCCCGUUUUCCCAGAUAUUUUAACACUGAAGAAAAGUUACUUUUGACAAGUAGUAAAGUUCAUCUUUAUCGGGAACUCACCUGUGAUGAAGUUCUACAAAGGAUUGAAUCUUUGGAAGAAGAAAUUAUCUCAAAAGGAAUUAAACUUGUGAUUCUUGACUCUGUUGCUUCUGUGGUCAGAAAGGAGUUUGAUGCACAACUUCAAGGCAAUCUCAAAGAAAGAAACAAGUUCUUGGCAAGAGAGGCAUCCUCCUUGAAGUAUUUGGCUGAGGAGUUUUCAAUCCCAGUUAUCUUGACGAAUCAGAUUACAACCCAUCUGAGUGGAGCCCUGGCUUCUCAGGCAGACCUGGUGUCUCCAGCUGAUGAUUUGUCCCUGUCUGAAGGCACUUCUGGAUCCAGCUGUGUGAUAGCCGCACUAGGAAAUACCUGGAGUCACAGUGUGAAUACCCGGCUGAUCCUCCAGUACCUUGAUUCAGAGAGAAGACAGAUUCUUAUUGCCAAGUCCCCUCUGGCUCCCUUCACCUCAUUUGUCUACACCAUCAAGGAGGAAGGCCUGGUUCUUCAAGACAAGGACAUUGAGACAGAGGUCAAGCCACCUUCCCAAGGGCACACAUGGCAUCUGCACUGCUCCUGACCGACCGACAGAGAGAGCUGCUGUCAUGAUCCUCAAAUGAGCUACGCAUGUCAAAAGUUUAAAAAUAAAAAAGAUAAAAACAUGCACAAAAUUUAAAAAGUAAACCAUUUCAGGCUGGACAGACUAAAACUGAGAGAUGGCCAGAGAAGAGUAUGAAAGAUAAAUCUACGGACAGAGUAAACCCUGACUGGCUUAAAAUUAGGGCCCUUACUCCUCCACACUCCUGACGGGUUGGUUCAAGACCAAGAAAUAGAAGCACAUUGUGAGUUCUGCGCUGCUGCCCUGGGACACACACAGGCUAAACACACCCACAGGCUCGAGCUGGCUUUGAAGUUGUGCCUAACAGAUCCGAGAUGCAUGAUGAAGGAAUGUUCUGGAUGCGUUCUUCUGAGAUUUUAGAACUGAGUUAACUCACGUUCUCCUACAAACUGUCCCUUGUAGUCGCUGUUCAGAAGGAUUCCAGGCUGCCUGUGUCAAUGAUUUGACCCCACAGGAUGGUUCUUUUUUAGGUCUGACAGGGAGCAGAAAUGAGUUUUUUGACUCAAGAAGAUGGACGUAUCUGUAGUUCUUUAAAAACCAUUUAUGUGAUUUCCAGUGUUUUCUCUGAGGCAGGUCUCCAGCGAUUUCUCUCCAGCAUGUGGCAGAGACCACCAGCUGCUUAGCAGGCCCUCAACUGGGCCAAGAAUGUUCAUGAUAGGGGUUUCCACCCUUUCCAUCUGUGGCCUGUGAUAGGCAGAGUAAUGGCCUCCCAAAGACGUCCAAGUCCUGAUCCUUUGAACCUGUGCAUAUGUUACAUGGUGAGGGAGAAUUAAGGAAGCAAAAAAGGUGCUAAUCAGUUGGCUUUGGGAUAGAAAGCUUGUCCUUGGCCAAGCGUAAUCACAAGGGUCCCAAUAUGUGGAAGAGAGAGGCAGAAAACUCAAUGUCAGUAAAGCGAUGUAAGAAAGACUCAAUGGGCCAUUAUCAGCUUUGGAGAUGGAAGGGGCCAUAAGCCGAGGACUGAGGGCCACCUCUAGAAGCUGGAAAAGGCAAGCAAAUGGAUGUUCCUCUAGAGCCUCUAGAAAAGAACAUCGCCUUCCAGAUGUCUUAAUUUUAGCCCAGUGAGACCCGUGUCAGACUUUUGGCCUCCAGAAUUAUAAGAUAAAUUUUCCUUGCUUUAAGCCAUUCCAUUAGUGGUAACUUUUACAACAGCAAUAAGAAAGUAAUUCAAAGUUAUCCGGGUUUUCAACCCCCAGGUCAUAGGACCUGGAGGACAUUGUCCCAUGAGCUGGGAAGUGAAAAAUCAUGGUGGUCACCUUAGCAUCCUUCCCACUGACCAUCUGGGAAUUCUCAUGGUUCUCCUGGCUAAGCCCCACCUGCAUAUGAGCACUUCAGCCAUCAGAGUUUCCCUGCAAUGGGGUCUCUUCUUGACGAGUGAUGUUCCAUUUCUUAGCAGUGUUGCCAGGGCCUCUCCUUAGUGUGGUCCAGACAUCCUAGAGCGUUACAACAAGCUGCUUUUCACACCCACACUCGCCCCAAAUGCCGAACACUUCCAGCCAGCACAGGGUCUGGGGGAUUUUUCUCCCCUUCCAGAUAGCCAGCCACAACUUCUAUGAGCUCCGGCAUAUGGAAUUAGCAUGAUAGAACCAUGACAUGCCAAGUGCCGGGAGCCAACCUGAGCCAUUCUUGGGUUUGAGAAGUUAUCAACUGGGAAAUACUUGUGAUUUACAAUUUUCUUCCAUCCUCCACCAUUCCAUCACAUGAACAUCCAAGUCAAACUCCUGAGCUGGGUUAAGAAAUUGGAAUUCCUGGGGCUCUGGUUCAGGUUAUUACUACCUCUGUGACAUUGGGAAAGUUGGUUACCAUCAUAGCGCCUCAGUUUUCUUAUCUGUAAAAUGGGGAAAAUACAUGAGUUAAUAUAUGUCAAGUGCUUAGUGAACUGUCUGAGUCAUGUUCAGUGCUAUAAAAAUGUUCAUUGUUGUUGUUGCUGUUGUUUCUAUCGUUGUUAUUAUUAAAUGGGUCCCAAAUCUUGAGGCAAGUCAUUUGGAAAACCAGCUUGUUCGUGGUUUGCCACAUAUAGUCAUGUGCCACAUAGCAAUGUUUUGGUCAACAACUGACCACAUAUAGGACUAUAUAGCCUAGGUGUGUAGUAGACUAUACCAUCUAGGUUGUGUAAGUAUACUGGACGAUGUUUCCACAGCAACAAACCCACCUAAUGAUAUAUUUCUCAGAACGUGUCGUUAAGCGACAUGUGACCGUAUUAUACUUCCAGCAAUUGAGAUGAAUUACCGUUGCACACAGUGCUGAAGCUCAGGUGUGGACACCCUCUUUUAAAAUAUUUUUCCCAUGAACAUGUCCUCCAGGAAGCAGGCUCCAGUGUGUCACAGCCAGAUGAGUGAUUGUUAGGGAAGACAAAGCCUGUGUUUAGAGUUAUGCAAGUGUAGUGGGGAGAGGGCAUCUUAUUGCUGACUCACGCCCACUGGCAACCCAGCCUGAUUCAUCUAGACUGCUGCAGACCACUCUGCAUGGAAGACCUCUGCUCAGAGGAUCUCAGCCCACUGCAUGGCCCACCAAGAGCCUCUGACAUUCAGGCCGCUUGGUUCUUCUGGAUUCAGUUCUUAGGUCCCCGAAAGUGGUAAAGGAGAGAGGAGAAAACUAGUUCAUUUUCAGCCAGGAGUGGCCCCUGGCACACGGGACACUGCUUGCUUUGGACAGAGGCCACUCACAACAGGCUUCCGCUUCUGGGUGUGGCGGCCAGCCUGCCCUGACAACAGUGCGGCCUGAAUCUGUGACUCUUAGCGGCUGCUUGGGACUGCUGCAAGACUCUUUGGUCUGUGACUUGCCCAAGAGAGAAGUUUCUGGGCAGAACGGGGAGCUCAGGAAAGAAGAAAGUUACAUCCGCACUAAGUUUCAAUUAUAAAGCCCAAUAAUAACGAUGACCAAAACAAAACGAAAAAGCCUACAUGCUCUUUGGUAUUGUUGGGACUGAAAACAAUGGAACUGAGUUUCUUGACUUUUUCUUAACCUUAUCCCCAUGAAAGAGGUUUGAAUUACAGUAUUUUAUCAAAGUAAAAGCCAUCUGAACAGCUGCCUAAACUAACCUGGGAGCCUAGACAGUUUAGCUUCUUGACCUCUGGAAUGUGGGGGAAGGGGACAAAAGGAAAGAGAGAGUAGGGGAGGAGCAAGCUCCUUCUGUUUUCUGGGCUGGCCAUUUGAGGCCCAUGAACCAACUGAGCUGAUGUCAGACUCUGGCACUCCCACUUCCAGGAGUCACAACAAAGUGGCAAGGGAUCAGGGGCACCCCUGGGUCUCAGAGAAGUAGCACAUUGUAGGAGAAAGAGAAUAUGCUGUGCAGACACACCCAGAUUUGUGUUUUGCUGCUCCUUUCACUCCAUGUGAUUUAGACAAAUUACAUAACCUCUCUGCAAAUAGGAAAACUUCCUUGUGCCUGUUGGUCUUGGAAGGACUGGGACUACAUAAUGCACCAAUAGAAUGUCUGGAGCACAUCAGAUGUACAAUAUAUGAGCAGUAGCUAUUUUUAUUAUUAAACACAACAACCACUUGGGCCAAAGGCCACCUAAUUUGUAGAAUCAUUGAGCCAGAAAGAACUGCAACAAGUCAGCUCAUAAAGUAUGCAUAGAAAGAAGCCUGGAAGGAAGUUUACUAAAUAUUAACAAUGAUUAUUUCUGAGCAGUGGAAUUGUAAGGAUAUUUGUGUUUUCUUCUUUAUACUCUUUCGAAUUUUCCAAAUUUUCUUUAGUAAAUGUGUAUUUUUUAAUACUGAAAAACAUUAAAACAUUAUUUUUUUAAAAA